Poecilia reticulata (guppy) is the source of this 3472-nucleotide messenger RNA. RefSeq names its product progestin and adipoQ receptor family member VI (gene paqr6). NCBI's taxonomy places the organism in Eukaryota, Metazoa, Chordata, Actinopteri, Cyprinodontiformes, Poeciliidae. Gene Ontology annotation, molecular function: signaling receptor activity. The record is from RefSeq and is a predicted model, not a curated record. Gene Ontology annotation, cellular component: membrane.
GAAUCAUCAGACACAUCAGACAUUUUGUAAUGUUCCUUUUGUUAUGGUUCAACAGCAGCUCUCAACAGGUGGAUUUUCAGUCUUGAUUUGGAUCUCAGUGUUUCAGCUGUUUUGCGGUUUUCUGGACGUUUGUUUCAGAUUUGUGGUGCAUAAACGCUGAAUGUUAUCGUGGCUGAAGUUACAAAUUUUGCACACAAAAAAAAAAAAUCAAAAACAUCUGUUAAUGCAAAGUUAUUCCAAAAUGAUCAAUAUCCACAUUAAUAGUCCAGUUCUGCGUUGGAGGAAAAAGGGAAAGUUGAGGCUGGAAUAGAGAUUUUCCUGCAGACUGAACAGUUUCCAGAGUAAAAACUGAGCGCAGCCCUGACAUUCCUCCAGUUAACGUGAAUAAGCUCCUCGUGUAAAUUCUCCCAAGGGCCCCUUUCCUCCUUUCUCUGAAUCUGGGUCUCUCUGUGCCAUUCCUCCCUUUCUUUUCUCCCCGCUGCCCCUCAUUGAGCGCCCCUCUGUCCCUCUGCAGGCCCGGUGCCCAGCGCUGACCGAGCACACAGAAUAAAUAACCAGAUCCCCUGACAGGCAGCAGAGACACAGAAGACGGCUGGCACCGGUGCUGCUGGCCCAGUUUGGGAGUUUUUUGUUUUGGGUUUUUUCUUUUUUUUGUUUUUGCUGGGAAGCCUCAGUGACCCAGCUUUUGGGGGCCGCGGGUCUGCCGGGACUUCUGGUGUGGACGGACCGGACUCGGCUGCUGCUGCCGCUGGGACGGGAUGAGAGAUUAUUAGAAUUACAACCCGGCCGGGGACAGCCCGUUUUCCGCCUGAGAAAUGUCCACGCAGGGGUCGGUGCUGGCGCUCGGGAAAUGUCUCGCCUGCUUGGAGUUCAUGCUGUUUCCCGUGUGGAGGGGAAUCGGGGCCAGCAGCGCCGUCGGGUGGAGCCAGGGCUGGGGCCGCUGCUUGAAAUGGGAGCCCGGUAGCCAGGAGCGGGGCAGCAGAAUCCCGGUGUUUGACUAUCCAGUCUGGUUGGUGUUCUGCCGCCGGGGGCGUGCCAGGCUCAGGGAGGUGUGUCAGCGGGGCCGGGGCGCCAUCAGGCUGCCAACAGACCUGCUGAGCUUAAAACUCCCCCAACUCUUCGACAUCCAUCAGGUUCCCAAGGUGUUCAGGGAGGACAGCAUCAUCUCCGGCUACCGUCACCCUCAGAGCUCCGCCAUGGACUGCGUCCUCAGCAGCUUCCAGAUGAACAACGAAACCAUCAACAUAUGGACCCACUUCCUGCCCACAUGGUACUUCGUGUGGCGCUUCUUGGCUCUGUGCUCCACCAUGAACUUCCUGAACGACAGCUACACCUGGCCGCUGCUGGUCUACAUGCUGCUCAUCUGUAUUUACCCGUUCACCUCCAGCUGUGCCCACACCUUCAGCUCCAUGUCCGCAGAGUCCCGCCACAUCUGCUACUUCUUUGACUACGGAGCCCUCAGCCUCUACAGUCUGGGUUGUGCCAUCAGCUACGGUUACUACGUGAUGCCAGACUGCUGGGUGAACAGUUGGCUUCAUCAGCACUUCGUUCUCAUCGCCAUCGGGAACUCGCUGUUCUGCACCAGCAUGUCCUGUUACUCCAGAUUUGUGGAGCUGCAGUUCCCAAAGAGAAGUAAAGCGUUGCGAACCGGAGCGUUUGUGGUGCCGUUUAUUUUCGACACUGUUCCUCUGUUUUACAGGGCAUCCAUCUGCUUUUGGGGCGGCGGCACACCGAGCGACGCCCUUUCCAGUCACUGUUACCACCUCCUCUUCGCCUUCCUCACCUGUUUCCUGUUCACCGCCCACCUCCCAGAGAGGCUGGCCCCGGGGCGCUUCGACUACAUCGGCCACAGCCACCAGCUGUUCCACAUCAGCGCCGUGGUGGGAACCCACUUCCAGAUGGAGGGCGUGGUCGCCGACAUGACGUCGCGGAGGGCGUGGCUCCAGCUCCACGGGGCGACGCCGUCCUUCCUGGGGACCAUCGGGGCGCUCGCCGUCAGCGUCGCCCUCAACCUGGCCGUCAUCGGCAUCUUCAGCGCGCCGCUGCUGUGGAAAAGCCGGCCUGGCUCCGCCCAGCAGCACGCCCACAGGGAGCAGUGAGGAGGCGCUCCCAAAGCGCGGCGGACUCAUCGGCUUUCCAAAGGAAAGGUUUCCCAGUAGCGCUGGUUUCACAGUCCCUCUGUUGUCUUAAGUGUUUGUGUCUGCGCAGCGGCUGAAGACCCAGGCUCGGCUUCUGAAGCCUCGUCCUGAUGUUCGGGUCGAGGAAGGCUCUGGGUUGAAGGACGCCUGCUGCAAGUUUUUAAACCUCAAACUGGAAACAUUCGGUUCAAAUUGGGCGCAGUCUCAGAAUUUCUUUCAAAGUAUUCCUCCUAACUGGACAUGUCAGUUGGUCGGGUUGUUCUGCGAGCGCAGCGGCUCGGUAAAAUAAUGCAGAUUGGAUCGGCAGCUCUUAAACCUCCACAGAUUGAUUCCGCUCCUCGCUGACGGGAAUUGAUUUUCAGAGCCGUGUGGUUUAUUUUUUAUUUCUCCUGAUUGCCCGCCUCAUUAUAAACCACACAAUCUGCCCUGGAAGGGGGGUGCAGGGGGGUGCAGGGGGGGCAGAAAGUGUGGCGGUGAUUAAAAGACAGGUACCACUUUCACAACGUUCCGUUCCCAUGGCAGCGGCGGAGCGGCCUCUCGGUCCGUCAGGAAACUGAUGCUAAUUACAUUCUGACCUUAUUGACGUCCAGAGAACUUUAACGUUUGUUUCACACACGUUGGUGGGAUUCAGAGAAACGGACAAAGUGGAGUUUAUUUGGAAUCAUUGCCAUUCAUGAUCAUUUUUGUAGAACUGCAUUGAUGCAAAAACAUUAACGGCUCAUUUAUGCUUCGUAAAUCUCAACCCAGUUGACUCUUGUUUACGUAAACCACUGAAAUAAUUUCUUUUAAGAAAUUUUAAUCCAAGUGCAAAAUGUGAUGAAGAAGCAAGAUUUUCUCCUAUUAAUUGCAUUUAUCUUAAAAGGAUCGUGUUCUGUCUGCUCAUUUUUAUAACCUUAAUGAUCCUAAAGCAAGUGGAAAAAAAUCCAGAUCAUAAAGCUACUUUUCAUCUCAACCUUUUUUUAUUUAAAAAUAGUUUGCUUGACCCAGGAUUCCUGCUCUGUGUGGAAAAGCAGUGCAUUUAAUAUUUUCUGUCUGGAUGAGUAACGGGUUAAAAGUGAUGGGAAAUGUUGAUUUGCAGAAAUCAAAAGCUUUUAAAUACAUUUUUUGAAACUGUUGCAAAUUUUCUAUAUUUUAUCAAAGAAAAUAAAUCUAAUCUAAUAUGGUCAUUAUGUGUGCAGAGAUCACAUAUUUGUUAGAAAUAAUGACAAAUCAUGAUUGCUGCUCAAAUGAACCAUUUUUGCAUUGGAUCGUCUGAAUUCUGGUGUAAAGCUGCUAUUUUUGUUUGAUUGUGGCUGAAAAAUCUGGAAGAGAAAAUGCAAAAUUAGAUUUUGGCA